AUGAGCUUCUCCCCGAGCCCUCGGGGACAUGCGAGAGCGAACCCGAUUGGAGCGCCUGCUGGCGCCCUGCGGCCCGCCAGGCAGUACCACGACGAGGUCGGCCUCCAGAAGUGCUUCUCCAUUUUUGGCCCCGGCGGGAUCGCUGCAGCCGCGCCCCGCGACGCUCCCCAUAUCUUCUCUGGGCAGUUCCGUUACGCACUCCACCUCAAGUUCUGCCCAGUUGUUCACGCUGCGUGUCCUCUGGGCAGCACCGUUGCGACUGCCACUUCCGGGCUCAUUCCGUUUUUCGUGCUGGACGCGGACGAAGUUGCGUUGUAG
This is a messenger RNA of Prorocentrum cordatum, 318 nucleotides long. Lineage: Eukaryota; Dinophyceae; Prorocentrales; Prorocentraceae. The record is from the annotation of a GenBank genome assembly.